Nothobranchius furzeri (turquoise killifish) is the source of this 2651-nucleotide messenger RNA. RefSeq names its product tumor protein p53 inducible protein 11b (gene tp53i11b). NCBI's taxonomy places the organism in Eukaryota, Metazoa, Chordata, Actinopteri, Cyprinodontiformes, Nothobranchiidae. The record is from RefSeq and is a predicted model, not a curated record.
CGCCGGUUAUUACGGUAGUGUAUUGUUUGCUGCUCCGGGGUCCGUGAAAGCACGGAGCGCUGCUCUGAGCUUCCCCACUUAUUGUGCCGCUCUCUCCGCCUAACCUCAGCUAACGCUCCCUUCAGACGCGAACGCUGGAUACACCUCCGCUUCCCGCUGUGUGCGCCAUGGCGACGAAAUCUCACCCUCCGCUAAUGAAGAAGCACAGUCAGACGGACUUGAUAAGCCGUCUGAAGAGCCGGAAGAUCCUCGGAGUCGGUGGUGAGGACGAUGACGGCGAAGUGCACCGCUCAAAGAUCAGCCAGAUGCUGGGAAAUGAGAUAAAGUUUGCAGUGCGAGAGCCCAUCGGACUGAGGAUGUGGAUACUCAUCUCUGCUGUGGGCUUCACAGUAAUGGCUCUAAUGGCUCUGGUGUUUCCCAACCAGCUCUAUGAGCUCGUUUUUGAGGACGUGCUCUCCACGACGAGCGUCUCCGUUCGCCUUUAUGGAGCAGCCCUACUCAGCCUGGCCCUCAUUAUGUGGAACGGUCUGUACACAGCAGAAAAGGUCAUCAUCCAGUGGACCCUUCUCAGUGAAGCCUGCUACUUUGCUGUCCAGUUUCUAGUGACGUCCAUCACCUUAAUUGAGAUCGGCAUCCUGCCCAACGCCGCCAUGCUCCUGCUCCUCAGCCGGGUGCUGUUCUUCGUUGUCGCCAUGGCUUACUACUACCACCUGGGCCGUAAGCCAAAGAAGAUCUGAGCGGGCCGUGAUGCUUCAGGGAGGGGACGUUUUCUGCACAGGUCACAAACACAAGGGGGGUCAGAAGGGUUGGCCUUGGGUCAUUGCUUUGUAAGUGAGUGCCCCCUGCCCCUUGUAUGGACCCCAGCCUUAAAUACCCCCCCUUCAUUUAACAGAUGAGCAGUGUCAUGUUGCUGACUCUACAACCUGAACAGGAAACCUCAUAAUGACUCUUAAACUGGGCAGAGAUCAAGCCUCUCUCUCCACACACAUUCCUGUGUUUAGUUGGGAGUGAGCAGUGUGUAGAGCAUCUAUUAGUGUGUGUUAAAGGACAAACUACUGCAGCUCCUGACUAUGUCACUCAUGCACAACAACUUGAUUUCCAGACUUGGUAUUUAGUGUUUUCCUCUGAUAAUAGUCCAUCUGGUUUCCUCCAGACUUCAUGCAGUCAUUUAUAUGACCGGAGGACUCUUGACAGCUUUCAGUGAACACAAUAUGGAAAACCCAUUAGCUGUAUACAUACAGUGGUGUGUGCUUCAGAUCUGAUAACAGCUGGAUGAUUGUAAAUCUUUUGCUACAGUUACCGUCUUUUGAUUAGCACAUGAAAAUAAACCCUUUCCCAGUCCUCAUUCCUACCCAGACACGUGUUGCAUUUGCAGAUUCGAGUUCCUCCUACAUACAUUUUUAAAUAAGUCUUGUUAAUUCGUGAACCUGUGACGAGAGUCGGCUACUAUAAAACUAGUGGAGCAUGUCUGUUUAUGAUAAAUACACCUCAGCUGGUGUCUCAGUGAUGUAGCACAGAAGGUUACUGUGUGUUUCCUCUUUCUUUUUAAAUACACACACCGUUUUCUUAGCCAUGCCUUAACGCUACUUUAAGAAUCAGUCAUGAGCGCUGCAUCCUUAUUGUAAAUAUGUAAAUAAAGGUAUUUAAUAUCAUGUGGUGUUCUUGUGAACCAAACAGGGAACUUGUUCAGUAUUAGUUAAUGAUUAUUAAUCCUGUGUCUUAUUUUGUUCCUAUUUGAAUGACAUGCAUGUAGGAAAAUUCUCCCUUUAAGAAAAAAAAAUCAAUGGCACAAACUUGGUAUCUAUCUGUGACUGAGCAAAAAUCAAAGAUGGAUACAUUAAACAAAAAUAAGUUCAUUUGGGAAUUAAAAUAUGAAUUUUUAAAGUUUCUACUCAGUUUGUUCAAGACCUUUUCUACCUCUAAGUAUUUGGCAAGCCUUUAGAUUAAGACAACCCAGCUGUGAUUUGACCUGAUUCCUGUCAGAAAACACAUCGAUGUAAGGACAAGACGAAAACACGCUGCCGUCUCUUCAAAGGUGGUCCGUCUUGUUGGAAGUCACCACCCGGAGUCCUGCCCCAGAUGGGAGAGGUCCUCCUGCGGUCGCCGUGAUUUCUGGUUGAAGGAAAAUGGGCAUGUUGUUUGGGGAGUUGGAAACAUGGGUGAGGUCUCCUGCACCCCUAAGAAGUAGUAAUUACCUUUUCUUUUUUACAUCGUUUAAUUAGAUGCAAGUCUUCCAAGUAACAUUGUCCAUUUCAGCCUACGGCGCUGCUCUGUGAUGACUUGCAUAGUAAUUAUGGAGCUGAAAGGAAAAAUGUCUUUCUAUUUCCUCAAAUGAUCAGCCUGGUGAAAUGUUCAAAGCUCUGCGAGAAGGGUUAUUUUAGGAGAGAGGGGCAAUUUUGCAUAGGAGAGCAGAGGAAAAGAGGCGAAGAGGCUCUUUCUUCAUCGAAUGUCGUAAAUUUGGGAGAAUAUUACACUUCUUCUGCUAGAAAGUAGGUCAUUCUAUCAUUUGACGUAUACUGCUCUGAUUGGCAUAUCUUGUCAUUGUAGCAACGUGUUUUUAUGUAUCUAUGUGGUAUAUUGUACAUGAGCAAUGCAUUGUGAUGGAUUUCCAUGAAUUAGUUUGAAAUAAAAAACACUUGUUUAUUAUUUAA